UCCAGAACCCUGCUGCACUGCCAGGAUUGGAACCGCGGCGACUUCGUGCCAUGUCUGUCGACGGUGGCAGCUUGAGUAAUCUACUCAAUCUUCAGUUUUGGCUUUCUACCAUGCCACAACUCGCUCAUAGUAUCGAACAAGUGUGGUUCACGUUCGAGAAACUCGACGGAGAAAUAUCUGCGAAGGAGAAAGCGCACUUUGAACUACUUUGCACCAAGGCAGAAGUUACCAACGGUCAGCCUCGUAGGAUCAACCACAGCCAUAUCUGGGAGUCGCCAAUAUACCCAGUAGAAGCUCAAAUCAGUAUAGCCAUUGGUCAUUUAUUAUUAGCCCUUCCGAGCGUCAAACAAGUCGGUUUUGACAAAAAGCUUUUCUUGAAGGUUAUGGAUGGGCCCAAUUUUCAGUCACUACCGUUGAUGCGAGCUCCCUCUCUCAAUCUGGUAGAGGAAUCCGAAUCUCCGGUAUCAUUGUCAUGGCAGACUAUUCUCACGCUAUGCCAACUACCAGUGGAGCACUUGUUGAUCCACGGAAAGAUCAACUUCGAUGUCAAUCGCACAAGAGGCCAAAUCCAAGACCUGGACAACGUCAAAGAUAUCACUUUCGACGAGGUGAUCAUGGAGGGGAAAGGCACUGGGAUCCCUCAGGCACCCAAGCUUGAGGCCGUCAGAUAUCUCAGCCCGCAGGCACAAGGGGGGAAUGAUGCCUUCUUCCAAUUCAAGACUAUUUUCGACUCUCUGACCCUUGACACAUCAUCUCUCAAGAUGUUGUGUUUGAGCUUCCCAAAUAUGCCAGACUCUCGGGUACAAUACGAGUUGUCGAGCAUGUUGGAAAAACUGGAAAACUUGAAAGAUUUAUGGAUUGAUUUGAGAUCGGGCAAACAAAAGAAGCCUGCCGAUGGUCAAAAUGAAUUCCUGAAGUAUGUUCAGUCGGAAGAAUUCAUUAUGAAAUUACCGAAAUCCUUGAUAUAUCUGUCAUUGACGGGCGACUUCUCGGACAUCGACUUCACUAUCCAUCUCGCGGCCAACAGCCUCAAAGACCUGAAUGGGUUUGGCAUCUCGGUUCCGGAUCCUAAUAGCAUCUUUGCUUACAAUAGGCUCAAACUAAAACAUUCUCAGCGUCUCAAUGUUUUUUCACAUAAGUUUGGCGGGGCUCCGGUGGACACGAGUGCUUGGGAUGAAAUGAAAGGUUGGAAACUUACAAACCCGGCUUGGAAGUUGUCCUGAUUCCAUAUCAUCUUCCCCUAUUCGCUUUCACCUACAAAUUAAAACUUGGCAC
This is a messenger RNA of Colletotrichum acutatum, 1275 nucleotides long. RefSeq lists its product as uncharacterized. The coding region runs from base 51 to 1223 and encodes 390 amino acids. The transcript has a single exon. The record is from RefSeq and is a predicted model, not a curated record. NCBI's taxonomy places the organism in Eukaryota, Fungi, Ascomycota, Sordariomycetes, Glomerellales, Glomerellaceae.